AUACAAGCGGUGCACGCAUCGGCACGGUCACACAGAAGCUGACAGCGCGCAGAGGAGUACGCACCAAAACGGCACAUCUCCGCUCUGGAUAUUAUUGGAUCUAACGCUUUACGGAUGUGCAAUAUGACUUUUGAAGAAAACAGUGGGGAAAACUCAUCGGACAGGAUGGAAUCGGUGGCCACUGCGCUAGAAGAGGUCCUGAGCUCUGCAUUGCCUCAGGGUUGCAUCACUGUGGGAGUUUAUGAGGCAGCCAAGUCACUCAAUGCCGACCCAGACAACGUGGUCCUCUGCCUGUUAGCCACGGACGAGGAGGAGGAUGUCGCUCUCCAGAUCCACUUCACCUUGAUCCAGGCGUUUUGCUGCGAAAAUGACAUCAACAUCCUGCGAGUGAGCAACAUGCGGCGUCUGGCUGAGAUUCUGGGCGGAGGGGUGAAGCCCACCGCCGACUUGGACCUGCACUGCGUUUUAGUUACAAACCCUCAGUCUUCUCUCUGCAAAGACCCAGCACUCAGCAAAGUCAACAGAUUCUGCAGAGAUAGCCGCUGCUUGGACCAGUGGGUACCAGUCAUCAACCUCCCUGACCGAUGAAAACUCUUGGAUUUUAAACUACUAUGUGUGCAAAAAAAAAUGGGAUAUUAACUGCACAAGUGUUAAUGUCUUGUCUUUGGACUCCUUCGGGCCCCUCCGUGGAUCAUACAGGGGAAACAAGCUCUGAAAGGAGGAGGAGGAGAGAGAAAAAAAUCUAACCAAAGUGCACCAGGAAGCUAGCUGCAAAUUUAGCGGGUCAGAGCUGAGGCAAGCAUGACUCAGCUAUAAAGCGCCUUCCAGGAUUUCCAAAGGGUGACUACGCGAUUUGCCGAGAAAGAAACCGGAAAUUCAGUCAUGCCCGCAGAUAAGGACAUGUGGUUUGCAGCACCGGAGAGAGAGAGAAAGAGAGAGAGAAGGAAAGGAGGAGAGGAGAGAAGGAAAGACCAAUUCACUCAGAACUUAACACGAUUCUCACAUGACAAAUCCAAGUGCACGUAUUUAUUUAUAUUAUUUAAGUCAAUUUGCUCAUCUUAAGAAGGGAAUGUUUUAUAGUUUUUCUAAAGGCAAUGCAAUGUUUGGCCGUCUUGUUUAUUUUUUUAUGUGUGUUCAAGAUGAAUUUCAUAUUUAUUGUGCAAAGUUCAUGGAUUUAUGCCUUUUUGUUAAGUUGGAUGAAAUAAAUACAACUUGUUCUGAGCUUA
Messenger RNA from Boleophthalmus pectinirostris (great blue-spotted mudskipper), 1226 nucleotides. RefSeq names its product growth arrest and DNA damage-inducible protein GADD45 alpha-like. Gene Ontology annotation, biological process: regulation of cell cycle. The record is from RefSeq and is a predicted model, not a curated record. Bases 115 to 588 code for a protein of 157 amino acids. The transcript has 4 exons. Gene Ontology annotation, cellular component: nucleus; cytoplasm. NCBI's taxonomy places the organism in Eukaryota, Metazoa, Chordata, Actinopteri, Gobiiformes, Gobiidae.